This is a messenger RNA of Etheostoma cragini (Arkansas darter), 2934 nucleotides long. Its product is annotated as rab-like protein 6. The transcript has 18 exons. NCBI's taxonomy places the organism in Eukaryota, Metazoa, Chordata, Actinopteri, Perciformes, Percidae. Gene Ontology annotation, cellular component: nucleus; cytosol. Gene Ontology annotation, molecular function: GTP binding. Bases 433 to 2697 code for a protein of 754 amino acids. The record is from RefSeq and is a predicted model, not a curated record.
CCUUGACGUUGCCCCUUGACGUUGCUCCGCUGUGCUGUAGCGGACGUAGACUGUGAAGGUAGCUCGUCUCUUUGCGAAGGAAUGUCGCUGCUGCACCAGUGUCUCUGUUGGGAUGGAGCACUGACAGACGCUUUGGGACAAACAUGUCGGGACUGCACUCUCUUAUCUUAUUAAAUAACCAUGAUGCUCAAGACAACACAGUAGGUACCUCCACCUGUGACCGGCAGCCAAGAACAUCUAGUCAGAUUUAAUUAACAGUGCCGCUGCUGAAUAAAUUAAAAUUAUUAAUUUGGCUUUACAUUUGCUUUUAAGCAUGGAGCCUUAAUUUCCGUCAGGACACACGGUUACACUUUUCCUUGAGUUGUUGUGUGAAAAGUUGAGUUCCUGUGCACCACCACGUGUUACUGAGCAAGCUUGUGAAGCCUCGUCAGGAUGUUUUCAGCGCUUAAGAAGCUGGUGGGGUCCGAGCCAGGGCAGCUCAGGGACAAGAACAUUCCGGCUGGCUUGCAGUCGAUGAACCAAAGUUUGCAGAGACGCUUCGCCAAAGGAGUCCAGUAUAAUAUGAAAAUAGUCAUCCGGGGAGAUAGAAACACUGGGAAGAGUACUUUAUGGCAUCGACUGCAAGGCAAGAAGUUUGUGGAGGAGUAUCUACCCACUCAGGAGAUCCAAGCCACAAGUAUCCAUUGGAACUACAAAAUGGCUCCAUACCAAGCUACUGAUGAUGUGGUGAAGGUAGAGGUGUGGGACGUGGUAGACAAAGGCCAAAAAUAUCCUCUUCCCGAAGGUGUAGGCAAAGGCAAAAGACGGGGAGAGAAUUUGAAACUGGAGAAUGAGCCCCAAGAGUCCGAUGAGGUGGCCCUGGAUGCAGAGUUUCUGGACGUGUACAAGAACUGUAAUGGAGUCAUCAUGAUGUUUGACAUUACCAAGCAGUGGACUUUUAGCUACAUCCUGAGGGAACUGCCCAAAGUACCCACCCAUGUGCCGGUGUGUGUGUUGGGGAACCACAGGGACAUGGGCGAGCAUCGUGUCAUCCUCCCUGACGAUAUAAGAGACCUGAUUGCUGGACUGAACAGACCAAUGGGAGCAUCUUACAUCCACUAUGCCGAGUCCUCAAUGAAGAAUGGCUUUGGCUUGAAAUAUCUGCACAGGUUUUUCAACAUCCCCUUCCUGCAGCUACAGAGGGAGACCCUCCUGAGACAGCUGGAGACAAACCAGCUGGACAUGGACGCCACCCUGGAGGAGCUCUCUGUGCAGCAGGAGACUGAAGAUCAGAACUAUGAGAUUUUCCUGGAGAACCUUGAGUCUCGCAGUAAGGGCUAUGGCUCUCCUGGUCCAGCUAACGGUCAGAGUCCCUCUUCUGGCUCCCAGUCCCCCAUCAUCCCUCCCAGUGGGGCCUCCACAGGCAGCUCCAGCCCCAGCACCCCUCAGCUCCCAAUGCCCUCCCAGAUGCUCCCACAGUCACCGUCUGUGUCCAUCUCCUCCGCUCCACCUCCGCCUCCGCCGACAGUGGCUAGCAGGGCAGCUUCACCCGCUGUUGAGACAAAGCCAUCGGCCCAGUCACCCGAACACGUACAGGCCUCGGCUGCAUCUGGAACGCUGGGCCCCCAGAAACGUGGCUUCAUGUCCCGCUGGUUCGGUUCAACUCCUGCCUCUGAGGCCCCUGCUUCUGCACCAGACGAGCCGCCUGCAUCAGGGUUUCCUGCUAAGGUUCAGAGUGUGGACGAUUUCAUGCCUGAUGAGAGACUGGAUAAAAGCUUUCUGGAGGACAGCCUGCCCCCCCGGACCAAGCCGUCUCAGCAUGCAGUGGCUAUGGACAGCGACAGUGAUGGGGAGAGCCGAGGAAACCCAAUGGUGUCUGGUUUCCAGGACGGGCUGGAUCCUGAUGACACGGAGCCCAGUCUCCCCCAGCCCAGGACCCUGCCCCUCAGUAAAGACCUCACUCUGACCAGUGAUGAGGACGAGGUGGGCCAAGCAGCCCCCGCCAUCAAACAGGACCAAGACCUGGACAGUGAGCCCGAGCUCAAAGCGCCUGUGAUCCACAUCACCAAACCAAAGGUGGCCCCUAAAGGCCCGAGCAUCUCCCUGACUCUGACUCCAGCUGCAGAGCAGCCGCCCCAACACCCGGCCAGGAAGAAGGGAGUGGCAGCCAGAGCCGAGGAGUCUGACUCGGAGCCCGAGGCCCCGGUGGCCCAGCAGAUGCUCUCCUUUGUCAUGGAUGAUCCCGACUUUGAGUCUGAAGCAUCAGACACGCCAAAAAUAAUAAAGGAGACAUUUCCAGUCCGAGACGAGCUUCUGUCCGACCUCUCUGAUGACAACCUGCAGUUAGACAAUGUGGCAGAGCCUCUGAAGCCCACUAUGAUCUCCUUCAAACACAAGGACGAUACCGACCUGUUUGGCCUGGGCUUCAAAGAAGAGGCUCCCGCAGCCAAGGACAGCAGCGAGGACCAGGAAGGGAAAGAAAGCAAACACUCCUCCAAAGAGAAGAAGAAAAAGAAGAAGAAAAGCAAAGAGGAGGAUGAGAAGAACAAGAAGAAACACAAACACAAGAAAAAGGAAAAAGACGACGAUGCAACAGGAGAUGAGAAAAAGAAGAAGAAAUCCCGGACCAAGAAAACCGAGGUGGACGAGUUGGAGGACUUUCUGGGCGGAGGAGCAGGCUCGAUCAAAAGAGAUGACGGCGAUUACGAAGAACUAUAAGCGCUCCUGUUCCAUCGGGAACGGAAGCAUAAAGCAUCUCCAAGCCAUACACACAGCCCCUGACCCAGCCAGGUAACUCCUUCUGGUACCUGUCCUUCUGACUGACUCCACAUCUGCACUACUGCUGUCACUUCCAUUCCAGCCAAUAGGAAACAGCCACGAGACGCCCCAUGAACUGUACUGAGUCGUGACAUUAAAAUCUGAUGAAUGGCUAUUGAAUAAGUUGGCUUAAUAUUU